Messenger RNA from Lolium rigidum, 393 nucleotides. RefSeq lists its product as uncharacterized. The transcript has a single exon. The coding region runs from base 1 to 393 and encodes 130 amino acids. NCBI's taxonomy places the organism in Eukaryota, Viridiplantae, Streptophyta, Magnoliopsida, Poales, Poaceae. The record is from RefSeq and is a predicted model, not a curated record.
AUGGCGGCACAUAUGCCAACUCUGAUUCCGGCUCUGAUUCCUGCCCGGUGUCCUCAGCCGAUCCGAAGUAUUCCAACGGGUCCAUGUCGCACCCGAUUUGGGCGACUCGAGGUCACCUGUGCGGCUUCCGGCAGCGGUCCGCCGGCCGAAAAAGGGGAGGGGAAGCCGCGCCAGGGACUCUCCCUGCCGGCGCUGUCGGAGAUACGUUGGGCGGAGCUUCUAGCGCCGUCCCCGGACAACGCCGCGGCCGUUGCGCUGACGGCCGCGCUGGUCUGGGCCAGCGCGUCGCUGCUGCUGCAGCUGGUGCUCAUCUCCGCCUCCAUCUUCGCCGCCGCGCUCAAGUAUUCCUUCGUCGCCGCGCUCCUGCUCUUCGUCCUCAUCGCGCUCCUGUGA